This is a messenger RNA of Calliphora vicina (urban bluebottle blowfly), 4887 nucleotides long. It is a transcript of the gene gce, whose product is annotated as germ cell-expressed bHLH-PAS. The transcript is spliced from 11 exons. Gene Ontology annotation, cellular component: cytoplasm; nucleus; aryl hydrocarbon receptor complex. The coding region runs from base 1092 to 4130 and encodes 1012 amino acids. NCBI's taxonomy places the organism in Eukaryota, Metazoa, Arthropoda, Insecta, Diptera, Calliphoridae. Gene Ontology annotation, molecular function: RNA polymerase II cis-regulatory region sequence-specific DNA binding; DNA-binding transcription factor activity, RNA polymerase II-specific; protein dimerization activity. Gene Ontology annotation, biological process: regulation of transcription by RNA polymerase II. The record is from RefSeq and is a predicted model, not a curated record.
CUUGCUUGUCGUGUUUGGUUGGCGCGUUUAAAAACGGUCGUUUUUAUAGUCUGUUUUUUUUUAAAUUAAAUGAUGAACGUUACGGUGGUGAUAAUUAUGAUGUUGUUGUUGAUUAUUUAUUUAAUCGUAUAAGAGACCAAAAUAGAGCGAAAUUUAAAACAAAAGCCAACGAAAACCAGAAGAAGCAAAUUAUCAAAAAAGCAACAAAAAUCAAUUAACAAUAAAACCAAUUGAAUGAAUACAAACAAAUUAUACCUACAUAUAUAUUUAAAACAAAAUUGUGUGCCAUACAAAUUAUAAACAAAACAAAACAGAUAUACAAAUCAAUACUACCUCGUUGUAAAACAAAUAAAAAAAAAACUUAUUAAAAAAAACAUAAAUAAUUAAUAACAAACAAUGCAACUAUUGGUAAAGCACUAAAUUAACAAUAAAUAAAUUGUUAAUACAACAGUGAAAACAACAGUAUAGCAACAUUCUUAUACAAUAUUGCAACAACCUGCUGGAUAAAAUCAACAACAAGUAAAAAAAAAUACAACAGCUGCACACAUUUUGUGCUGCUGUUUUGAGCACAACAAAAAUUUCUUAAAUAAAUCAUAUAAAUACUUAAAACAAUUAAAUAAAAACAAUAAACAAUAACUAUAAAUAAUAACAAUAAGUUUAAAGCAAAAUCACCUAAACUAAAUUGUAAAUCAAAUUAAAUGCAAGAAAAAGAAAACCUGGCAGUGGCGGUGGCGUCAGUUAAAAAUAUACAAUAACAAUAAUAAAUUACAUACAUACAUACAUAAAUAUAUGUACUGUAUAGUAUAUAUCUUUUUAAAGCCAUGACGAUUUGUAAACAACAUCCAAACAUUGUUAUCAGUCUACCUACAUACAACUUGCCUCCAGUUACAUUUUAAGUUACAGUUAUUUAGUCGUUAAUGGUUUCUUCCGCCAUCUUUACUCUCGCUGCUACUUUGCCAACCACGCACCAAUCCGCCAAAUACUGUAACAAACUACAUACCUACCUAACCUAUUCUGCUGCUAAAAAACAUCAAUAAAAUAAAUCUAAAAAUAAUUAUAGAAAAACAACAGAAUUUUCCCAAUAAUACUGAAUGUGUUCCGCUAUGAAUAGCACAUACUCGGAUAAUGUCCAUAAUAUAAACAAUUUAACAAUACCCUUUAUUAACAAAAAACAAUUAACUACGCAGAGCGGUAAUUUUGAAACCGAUGACAUUCCCUAUUUAAGUGAAAAAUUUGCUUCCAUUGCCGAUGAGAAAGAGACAAAAGAUUACGCUCAACUCAAAAUGGAUACAAAUUGUACAAAUGACAACGAUGACCUCAAUAAUGCUCUAAAUACAUGGUCUGGUGGUGGUGAUGGAGAUGGUGGCGGUGGUGAUACAACUGAAGAUGACAUGGGCUUUCAAGACGACAAUGUAUCGCAUGUGGGCUCUGAUUAUUCAGAAUUUCAACCUACCGAACAAGACAACCUGUUUGCUCAACCCAAUCCACCGGAUGUGUAUGGCAGUGAAUUAAAUAAUGUGGAAUUAAAAUACAAUCCAUCGGAACUAAUGCUCAGACCACCUUCGGGUUCAGCAAUGCAUUUUAAUUAUAAUUUCUCAGCCAUGCCAUCACAAACAGAACCACCACCCCCAGCCGCAGGAUCGAAUGUCCAUCGUAGUUCAACAUUGCCCCCCAAUAACACGCCAUUUAUAUAUGGCAAUCAUCCAGAUAUGGGAAGCACCUCAGCAGCAGCAGCGGCAGCCGGUUCAACUGCAUCUAAUUAUUCAACAAAUUCUCAUUCGAAUCCAGGGAGCUUCCAUCCGAACAUGUGGUAUCCUAAUGCACCGUUUGGUACUUAUAGAUCCUAUGGAUCUCACGCAUAUGGCCGUCAUUAUGGCCCCCAACUAUCCCACGAUCAUAUGAUGGACAUGUUUCAAUUAUCAAAUAGUGGUCGAGAGGCAAGAAAUCGAGCAGAAAAAAAUAGACGAGAUAAAUUAAAUGGUUCCAUACAAGAACUUUCCACAAUGGUGCCACAUGUUGCAGAAUCUCCCAGACGUGUCGAUAAGACGGCAGUGUUGAGAUUUGCCGCUCAUGGUCUACGUCUGAAAUAUGUAUUUGGCAGAAGCCUUAACAAUGAAUCAACACAAUCAACGGAUGCUCUCAUGAAAUUAUUGGACAGUUUCUUCCUAACAUUGACCUGUAAUGGUCAAAUUGUUUUAGUAUCUUCCAGUAUAGAACAACAUUUGGGACAUUGUCAGGCUGAUUUAUAUGGUCAAAAUAUCUUGCACAUAGCCCAUCCAGAAGAUCAUCAGCUGUUAAAGGAAAAACUAAUACCCACAGAUUUAGAUAAUCUAUUAGAUAUACAACCGGAAGAUGAAGCAGGUGAACCUAGACAACGAACGCAGGCUGAAGAGGAAGAAAUUGAUAAAAGAUUACGAGAAGAUAAACGAAGUUUUACCAUAAGAUUGGCCAGAUCUGGACCAAGAUCAGAGCCCACAGUUUAUGAGCUGGUUAAAAUAGAUGGCAGUUUUCGACGCAGUGAUAUGGCGCCGAGAGGUCUGAAAACAAGUACAUUUCCCUCAACCUUACAACUAAUGCGACGAAGUCGGGGACGUGAGGACAUAAUGCCACUCCAUACGAUCAGUGGCAAUGAUAUUGUAUUAAUUGCCAUUGCUCGCAUAGUACGACCGCCGGUUAUAAAUCGUGUGGUGGAGGCCAAUCGUUUGGAAUACAAGACACGCCAUUUAAUCGAUGGUCGUAUUAUAGAUUGUGACCAGCGCAUUAGUAUAGUGGCUGGUUAUAUGACAGACGAAGUGCGCAAUUUAAGUCCAUUUACCUUUAUGCAUCAGGACGAUGUACGAUGGGUCAUAGUGGCUCUAAGGCAAAUGUACGAUUGCAAUAGCUCUUAUGGCGAAUCUACUUAUCGUCUUUUUACUCGCAAUGGCAAAAUAAUUUAUUUGCAUACCAAAGGUUACCUAGAGAUCGACAAGAAUACCAAUAAGGUUCACUCAUUUAUCUGUGUUAAUACCCUGCUGGAAGAAGAGGAGGGCAAACGUCGUGUCGAGUAUAUGAAGAAUAAAUUCUCAGUUAUAAUCAAUACUAAAAUACCCCAAUCCUCGGAUGAUGUACCGGCUUCAGAAAAUCCUCAACAAUUGGAAAAGGCUGUCUUGUGUUUAAUACAAAACCUUAAAUCCAGCUCAGAUGAUGAUGGCGAUUCGGAAGCUUCUUCUUCGACAUCGUCGUUUUCAACGAAAUCCCAUCACCAUCAUCAUCAUCACACGAAUCCCUAUCACUAUGGCAGCUCUUCGCCUCAAAUAGCGGGUAUGUCCAGUAUAGGACGUUCCACGAAAACACCUCCUCUAGCUUUAGUACCUCCGGCCGCCGAUUCCAUUAAGAAUUCUAUAACCAAAAGUGUAAGUGUCGUCAAGACAACAGCAGCGAAAUUUUUACGUUCCACCAUCACCAGCUGUGUGCAGCAACCAAUUGUUCUUGACAGUAACUGUGGACCAGAAACAAAUAUUAGUGGACAGCCAGUGGAUGACGGCGACAAUAUGAUUUAUUCGAAUAAUACAGACAGUGAUGGUUAUCUCACAAAUCCAGAACAAGAAGGCGGUCGACAUUAUACGCCGUCCGGUGCAGUUAAACGAAAAAUAUCAUAUUCGUUGUGUGAAACUGAUAGUGAUGAAUAUAGGGUGCCAAUGCAACGUCAAGCCAUAGAAAAUGUUCUUUCUAGUUCAUUGCAACAAAUUAAUAAUAGACUUAAUCAGCAACUAAAUACAGCAUUGGAAUUAAGGGACCAAGGUCAACGAUAUGAAGUACCUCAUACCGAAGAACGUAUAGCAGAUAUUAUGAAAGAGCAUCAAAAGCAACAAGAAAUGUAUAUAAAUAUAACCAACGAAUUUGAAGUUCAACGAAAGAAUAGUGAAAGUAGUAGUUGCAGUGACAGUGAAACAAUUCGAAAAUGUGUGGAAAAUGGUUUAGAAGAGUCUCAACAACAACAACAGCAGCAACAAUUUCAAAACCAAGAACAAGAACAGCAGCAACAACAAAAUUCCACACAAUCUGUGCAUCCCGCAACAAUAACAACAAAUAAUAAAAGUAUUGUGGAAACUGAAGCACAAUUGAAUACAGAGAAUGAUGUACAACUAUGAUUGUAAACUAAAAAUUAAUUAACCAGAUAAUGAAUCGAAAUAAGAAACAUUAUUGAAAUGAAAUGUCUUAAGAGUGAUUGAACGAGAAUGUUAUGGAAAACAAUAUUUAUACAAUUAUUUACAAACAAAUAAAAUAGGUUUCUUUAAUUAUUAAUUUUCCUUAUUAAUUUUUACAAAAUGAAGAUGAAAAACUACAAAACAAUACAACUAAAACUAAAUAUGUACGUCUUAGUAGCAAUGGCGUAAUAAAACUGAAUAUACUUGUAACUACAUAUUUAAUGAAAUGUUAAAUUAAAACAACUUAAAAACUUAGGUUUUAUUGAGGUAAGGUCUAACUAAAUAAGUCUAAUUAAUAUGUAAUAUAAUAUUAAGAAUAUUAAAAAAAAAAAAACAAAACAAAAAUUAGUUAGGUAAAUCUUUACUACAAUAAUAUGAAAAAUGUUGCAAUAAUUAUGCUACACACUGUAUGUCUGAUUGUUUUUUACACUUAAACACACUCAUACAUACGAACAUAAAUAUUAUUAAUUGAAAACAAACAAAAAAUUAUAGACAAAAUUUUAAAGAAAAAAAAAAACAAACACGGUGCAAUUUAUUAUUAAACAAAAACUAAUUCAAAUAUUAAAUUCUUUUUUUUUUUAAUUAUUAUUAAUAAUACAAAUAUAUAUGUAUGUUGUAUACAUCUAUGUAUAUUAGACUGUUGUAGAAAUGUAUGGAAAAAAAAUAAAUUCAAAAAACGGCUUGUAACUCCCCUUUAAAA